Messenger RNA from Euleptes europaea (tarantolino), 3399 nucleotides. It is a transcript of the gene POLD1, whose product is annotated as DNA polymerase delta 1, catalytic subunit. Gene Ontology annotation, cellular component: delta DNA polymerase complex. The coding region runs from base 15 to 3359 and encodes 1114 amino acids. Gene Ontology annotation, biological process: nucleotide-excision repair, DNA gap filling; base-excision repair, gap-filling; DNA-templated DNA replication. The record is from RefSeq and is a predicted model, not a curated record. The transcript has 27 exons. Gene Ontology annotation, molecular function: 3'-5'-DNA exonuclease activity; nucleotide binding; DNA binding. Lineage: Eukaryota; Metazoa; Chordata; Lepidosauria; Squamata; Sphaerodactylidae.
CUGGGAAUACCAAGAUGGAGAACAAGCGGAAAGCUUCCCAAGGAGGCGCUGGCGUGGGUGAGCCCACUUUGUCACAGCGGAAGAAGCCCCGUGGAGGAGAUUGGGAAGAGGAUGGGCCCUCCCAGUUUGAAGAGGAGCUGGCUUUUCUGGAUGAGAUGGAGGCCGAGAUCGCUCUGGAGGCGAAGGAAGCCCAGGGGACGUCUGAUGCCAUCCCUCUAGGUAAUCUCAUCUCGUCAGUGCGGAAUCCCAAGUGGCAGAGGCCGCUGCUUCCCAAAAUAAACCCCAAGGAGGAUGCUUUGUGUUUCCAGCAAGUAGAAAUGGAUUAUUAUGUGGGUUCUCACGUGCCUGGAUUCCCAGGAUCCACCCAGGGUCCAGUUCCGGUGCUGCGGAUGUUCGGCGUCACCAUGACCGGCAACAGCAUCUGCUGCCACAUCCAUGGCUUUGCCCCUUACUUCUAUGUGCCUGCCCCGACUGGUUUCCAAGUGGUGCACCUGUCUGAUUUCCAGCGGGAGCUGAAUGCAGCUGUCCUUCGGGACAUGCGGUCUAACAAGGAUGGUUUGAGUCAGGCUGUCCUAGCGGUGGAAAUCUGCAACAAGCAAAACAUGUACGGCUACCAUGGGCAACAUCUCUUACCCUUCCUGAAAAUCACAAUGGCAAUGCCCCGGCUGAUUGCACCAGCCAAGAGGCUGCUGGAACAGGGACUGCGGUGUGGAACAUUGGGAACACACAACUAUCAAGCCUACGAGUCCAAUAUUGACUUCGAGAUCAGGUUCAUGGUGGACCGGGAUGUCGUUGGCUGCAACUGGAUUGAGUUGCCGGCUGGCAAAUACCGCUUGAGGCAGGAACAAUCUGCUGGAGAAUCCAACAAGGAGAAUCCACCCAAGGUAUCACGCUGUCAGCUGGAGGCUGAUGUGGCCUGGAUGGAUUUCGUUAGCCACCCACCCGAAGGAGAGUGGCAGUGUAUCGCCCCCUUGCGCAUACUUAGCUUUGACAUUGAGUGUGCCGGACGCAAAGGUAUUUUUCCUGAACCGGAAAAGGACCCGGUGAUCCAGAUUGCCAACAUGGUCCUGCGCCAGGGGGAGAAGGACCCCUUUGUGCGCAACGUCUUCACCUUGCAGAGCUGCGCCCCUAUCGUGGGCUCCCAGGUGCUCUGUUUCUCCAAAGAGGAGGAGCUGCUGAAGACCUGGGCUGAAUUCAUACGAAUUGUGGACCCUGACAUAAUCACCGGUUACAACAUCCAGAACUUUGACCUUCCCUAUCUCAUUACCCGUGCCCAAACCCUCAAGGUCUCCACGUUCCCCUUCCUGGGUCGCAUCCCUGCCCGCAAGUCCGUCAUCCGCGACUCUUCCUUCCAGUCCAAGCAGAUGGGCCGGCGGGAGAACAAAGUCAUUAACAUGGAAGGCCGGAUCCAGUUUGAUCUGCUUCAGGUUCUGCUGCGGGAUUACAAAUUGCGCUCUUACACGUUGAACGCCGUCAGCUACCACUUCCUGCAGGAGCAGAAGGAAGACGUGCAGCACUCCAUCAUCACAGACCUGCAGAACGGUUCAGACCAGUCACGGCGGCGGCUGGCCGUGUACUGCCUCAAGGACGCCUACCUGCCCCUGCGGCUCUUGGAGAAGCUCAUGUGCAUCAUCAACUACAUGGAGAUGGCCAGAGUCACCGGCGUCCCUCUCAGCUACCUCCUGGCACGGGGCCAGCAGAUUAAAGUUGUCUCUCAACUCCUGAGACAGGCCAUGAAACAGGAUCUGGUGAUGCCGGUGGUGAAGUCGGAAGCUGGGGAAGACUACGCUGGCGCGACCGUCAUCGAGCCCCUGAAGGGCUAUUACGACGUGCCCAUCGCUACGUUGGACUUCUCAUCCUUGUACCCUUCGAUCAUGAUGGCUCACAACCUGUGCUAUACCACGCUGCUGCAACAGGGGGCGGUAGAGCGCUAUGAGCUGUCUCCGGAGCAGUUCAUCCGCACCCCGACCAGUGACCAAUUUGUGAAAGCGUCUGUUCGCAAAGGCCUGCUGCCUGAAAUCCUGGAGAACUUGCUGGCUGCCCGCAAGAGGGCCAAGGGAGAGCUUCAGCGGGAGACCGAUCCGUUCAAGCGCCAGGUAUUAGAUGGGCGGCAGCUGGCCCUGAAGGUCAGCGCCAACUCCGUUUACGGCUUCACCGGCGCCCAAGUGGGCAAGCUGCCCUGCCUCGAGAUCUCUCAGAGCGUGACUGGAUUUGGACGUCAGAUGAUCGAGAAGACGAAGCAGCUGGUAGAGUCCAAAUACACCAUUGCCAAUGGCUACAGCGCUGAUGCCAAGGUGGUGUACGGGGACACAGACUCGGUGAUGUGCCGUCUGGGUGUGCCGUCGGUCGCCGAAGCCAUGGAAAUAGGCAGGGAAGCGGCUGCCUGGGUCUCCAGCCAUUUCAUACCCCCCAUCAAGCUGGAGUUUGAGAAGGUGUACUUUCCCUACCUCCUCAUCAACAAAAAGCGUUACGCCGGCCUGUACUUUUCAUCCAGCCCCGACACGCACGACAAGAUGGAUUGCAAGGGCAUCGAAACCGUGCGCCGUGACAACUGCCCCCUAGUGGCGAACCUCAUCAACACCUGUCUGCAGAAGCUGCUCAUAGAUCGAGACCCUGCGGGUGCCGUGGACCACGCCAAGGAGGUCAUCUCUGACCUGCUGUGUAACAGAGUCGACAUCUCGCAGCUGGUGAUUACCAAGGAGCUGACCCGCACGGCAGAUGAGUACGCAGGGCGGCAGGCCCACGUGGAGCUGGCCGAGCGGAUGCGUCGGCGGGACCCUGGCAGCGCACCCAACUUGGGGGAUCGAGUGCCUUACGUUAUUAUCGGUGCUGCCAAAGGAGUUGCGGCUUACAUGAAAUCUGAGGAUCCGAUCUACGUGUUGGAGAACAACCUGCCCAUUGAUACCCAGUACUACCUGGAGCAGCAGCUGGCCAAGCCGCUCCUACGCAUCUUUGACCCCAUCUUGGGAGAGACGAAGGCGCAAAACGUUCUGCUGAAGGGGGACCACACCCGCUGCAAGACUGUGCUGACGGCCAAAGUUGGGGGGCUCAUGGCUUUCGCCACCAAGCGAAGCACCUGCAUCGGCUGCCGGGCGGUGCUCAGCCACCACGGUGCUGUCUGCAAAUUCUGCUUAGGCCGCCAGUCUGAGCUCUACCAGAAGGAGGUCGCCCAUCUGAGCUCCCUGGAAGAGAAGUUCUCGCGCUUAUGGACGCAGUGCCAACGCUGCCAGGGCAGCCUGCACGAGGACGUGUUGUGUACCAGCCGCGACUGCCCCAUCUUCUACAUGCGGAAGAAAGUGCAGAAGGACCUCGACGAUCAAGAAGCGAUGAUCUCACGCUUCGGCCCCCCGACGUGGUGAUGCUUCCUCUGCCUCUUUUGGGAAUGGACUGAAGCUCUCC